Messenger RNA from Linum trigynum, 3182 nucleotides. The record is from the annotation of a GenBank genome assembly. NCBI's taxonomy places the organism in Eukaryota, Viridiplantae, Streptophyta, Magnoliopsida, Malpighiales, Linaceae.
AAUUCAUUUUGAAAUGAAAUAUUUUUGUGUUUGGUAUUUAAAAGAAUUCAUUUUCAAUUCUAAAUUUUGAAUUCUACGGGAUUGGAGCUAGUUAUAACAAUUCCGAGAAAUUGAGAUGAAAUUUUCAAAUGAAUUCCACAAGUAUUUACCAAUUAUGAUAAAAUGACAUAAUUAUUCUCAUUUAUUAACAAAAAUUACUUCUGCAUAUAUUAUUUGGCGCCGAUUCAUGCAGUAUGAGGAACGUCGACAAGAAUUUGACUGUAACACUAAUAGCAUAUACCAAACACAUGAAUUCAUUUUAAAACGAAUUGAAUUCUAGAUUCAUUUGAUACCAAACGGUACGAAACGCCUUCCUGAAACAAUGAACAUGAAAGUCCGGCCCCAUAUCAUAAAUGGAUUCUCGCCUACCACUUUUCCGACCAUUUAAUAACCAUCCUUCUCAGUCUCCCUUAUUAAUGCAAUUUUAUUACAACUGUAUCUGAAUCUCUAUCAUUCUCAAAGCGUUGAACAUCAAUCCCAAAGCUCCAUCUCCACUGGCCACUGCAGUCUCUUGAUCCCAUCCCGCGUCUCAUUCAAUUUAUAAUUCACAUCACUCCACUCUCCUCAGCACCCUCUCCCUUUCUCUACCAUGUCCCCCGCCGAUCCGCCGGUCUCGGCCGCCGGCGUCGGCCUCGGCUACGGCAUCGCCAUCGCCGUCAGCUUCCUCGUCCUCAUCUCCACCAUUAUGCUCGCUUCCUACAUUUGCGUCAGGCUCAAGACCAGCAGCGGCGGCGGCCGAAGUUCUAGAGACCACAACGACGACGACGCCGCCGUCAGCGAUUACCGGUACCAGCUCCACCACCAUCUCCGCCGCGACAACUCCUCGUCGGAGGCGGCGGUUGAGUUCGUGGUCGGGCUGGAUCCGAAGUCGAUCGAGUCCCUGCCCAAGAUUCUGUUGGGGGAGAGCAAGCGGCUGCCCAGGCCCAACAGCGGCGGCCCAUGCUCCAUCUGCUUGUCCGAUUACCGGCCCAAGGAUACGCUGCGGUGCAUUCCGGAGUGCAACCACUGCUUCCACGCUCGCUGCGUUGACGAGUGGCUCCGGAUGACCGCCACGUGUCCUCUAUGCCGGACAUCUCCCGCCCCGUCCCCAGGUCCGACCCCGGUGGCUUCUCCGUUGUCGGAGCUGGUGCCGCUCGCCGUUCAUGUCGUUAGGUGGAAAGCUUCAGCAGACAUCUCAACAAAGAGCCAGCGCAGAAUGCCUGCCCUACUAAUAUAUGUUUGGGUGGGCAUUCGGUCGGGAAUGAGUUCCCCUAGCAAGGGGAGAGUCACUCGGGAAUGAGUCCCCCUAGCUUCUUAGUUAGGUCACAGUUGUAAUUAUCCUGGGUUGAUUAACUGUUCCUGCGGAAGAUCCGACAGUAGUUUGGAAUCUUUUAACCUGACCAAGCCCUCUCAGUCCAACUACUCGGCAGACGACUAGUCUUCACCGGGAUAGAAAGCUGAGGCUAUGAACACAGAACUCCACUACUGGAAUUGGAUUCCAGUACAAAGCAGUAAAUCGAUUAACUCUCGUAUAAUCAAUCUACCACUACCGAUUGAUGAAGCUCUAACAACCUAAUCAGAUUCUAUCUAUCUCAGGUGUAGCAGAAAUCAAGAAAAGAUGAUCAACCUUCAAUUGACUCAAUGAAUCAUGCAUCAAUCGAUUAAAAUCAAUCAGUAUAACAAUACCUAGUCAUUACAAUCAAGAUCCCUAGCACAUGGAACUAGGGUUCUUCAUACCCAAGUGAGAGAGGGUUCUACUCCAUAGAGAGAGGAAAACAGAAAUCAGAGUAGUCAUACUCAUAAAGAUGAGGAAAAUCUGCUCUGGGAUGAUGAUCUUCACUCCUAUGAUGAUCUCCAAGCUCGAUUGAUGAAACCCAACUCCAAAAUCACCUCUAGGAUGUGUUCUUCGCACUUUCUUUCUCUAGGGCUCUGUUUUUCGCUCAAAAACUCGAUUCCCAUUCCUUUGACUUGAAACUGCCUCAAAAACCCAAUUAUUGGCAAAACACGAUCGAGGGCACGGCCGUGUUUUUCUUUUGCCCGUUCGUGCCCUCGUCACUUGUUAAAAACACGCCCGCGUCGGCCAAAACACGGUCGUGCCUAAAGAAUGACACGGGCGUGUUUUGCUUCACUUCCGCCCGUGUUUUGGACUUCGCAGCAGCUCCCAAAAAUCAACCCUCGGCAUAAAUAACACGGUCUGAAACACGGCCGUGUUUUUCUUUAGGCCACCCCGUGUUUUGUUUCUUCAUCAGUUCAGCUCUCGCACUAAAAAACAUUGGCGUGCUCGUUCGUGUACACGGCCGUGUUCUUCAGGCCUCCUGCCCGUGUUUUGCCCCCAGCUCAACCGAAUGACCUCCAAACGCCCCGAAUCUCGUGCUUAGCCUUUCCUUCGACGUCUGGGACCUGAAAUAUGACAAAGUAGCACAACCCAGCGUAAAAUGGGCCAAAAAUACAUGACUACGAGCCGCAAACGGAUAAGAACUAAGGGUGCAAACAUGUGCAAAUACAUCGUUAUCACCGACGCUGCUCUCACCUCUCCCACUUCCUCAUCUUCCUUCUCCCCUCUCCCGCCAUAACACUAGAGAUCUGGUUCAAUCAGCCAUUGACGGCUCCUCUGGAGUUCGCGCUCCAUUCCUUCCGUCGCCAGCUCGCCCAUCUAGAACAACGCUUCUUCUAUACCUACUCUCUCGCCCCAAAUCUGUUCUUCUCUGACUCCACCAGUCAUUGAGAUCUCUCGGCGUGUGGAGACGGGGCGGACAUAGCCGGCGGCAGGACGGGGACGAUGAAGAGGGAGAUUGGAUCUAGAAUCGGGAAGCUCUUUUCGACAUGCAUGUGGGAGAGAGCGAUCGAGUGAUGGUGAUCAGUUAUGGGUCAUGGGAGGGUGACGACGUGAGGGAUGAGGGGAGGGAGGGAGAGGGUUUGAGUUCCGCCGAGAGAGCCGAUCGAUGAGGUGAGAGAGAGCGGCAUAAGAGAGUGUUAUGUUUGUUUUAUUUGAGUGAGAGAGCGGCGGACAGAAGGUUAUGGAUUAUUGCAAUUUAGGGUUUUAUUUUGUUGGGUCUUUCUUUGGGAAAACAACAGCAAAUGUUUGGGCUUGGCCCACCCAGCAGUUUAAGCCUUUACUAUUUCAUUGGGUCAGGGUAGGGGUGGAAUUAAUUAGGGUGUGUUUC